This is a messenger RNA of Hyposmocoma kahamanoa, 1334 nucleotides long. It is a transcript of the gene wupA, whose product is annotated as troponin I. NCBI's taxonomy places the organism in Eukaryota, Metazoa, Arthropoda, Insecta, Lepidoptera, Cosmopterigidae. The transcript is spliced from 15 exons. Gene Ontology annotation, biological process: muscle contraction. Gene Ontology annotation, cellular component: troponin complex. The coding region runs from base 128 to 1201 and encodes 357 amino acids. The record is from RefSeq and is a predicted model, not a curated record.
GCAUCGCGCGCAGCACCUUGCGCCCGCGCCGCGCCAGUCAGCAGCAGUGGCUCGUGUUGGCUGAACCAUCUAUAGGGCCAUCUCCUUUUUUUCUUGCCGUAGGACACCUUAGACCAACACAUACAAAAUGGCGGAUGAUGAUAAAAAGCGUCUCGAGGAGGCGAAGAAGGCCAAACAGGCCGAGAUCGACCGCAAGCGCGCUGAGGUGCGCAAGCGCAUGGAAGAAGCCUCCAAGGCCAAAAAGGCGAAGAAGGGUUUCAUGACACCAGAGAGGAAGAAGAAGCUCAGGUUGCUGCUACGUAAGAAAGCCGCUGAGGAGUUGAAGAAGGAGCAGGAACGCAAAGCGGCCGAGAGGAGGCGCAUCAUUGAAGAGAGGUGCGGUAAACCCAAGAACAUUGACGAUGCAAACGAAGCAAUGCUCAAGAGAAUAAUACAGGAGUAUUAUGACCGCAUGUAUGUGUGUGAGGGCCAGAAGUGGGAUUUGGAACAUGAAGUCAAGAAAAGAGAUUAUGAGAUCGCUGACCUGAACUCUCAAGUCAAUGAUCUCAGAGGAAAAUUCGUCAAACCCACACUGAAGAAGGUGUCCAAAUACGAGAACAAAUUCGCAAAGCUCCAGAAGAAGGCUGCCGAAUUCAACUUCCGUAACCAGUUGAAGGUUGUUAAAAAGAAGGAAUUCACCCUUGAAGAAGAAGACAAAGAGGGAGGUGCCGGUGGCAAGAAAAAGCCAGACUGGUCCAAGGGCAAGCCAGGAGAUCAGAAGGAAGGGGAAAGUGCGCCGCCAGCAGAGGGAGCAGCGCCAGCAGAUGGUGCACCUCCAGCAGAAGGUGCGCCACCGGCAGAAGGUGCACCACCCGCGGAAGGUGCGCCACCGGCUGAAGGGGCGCCACCAGCGGAAGGGGCGCCGCCAGCGGAAGGGGCACCACCUGCAGCCGCAGAAGGUGCUCCAGCAGCACCACCUACAGAUGGAGCGGCGCCCCCUGCGGAAGGUGCUACUCCUGCACCACCCGCGGAGGGAGCUCCAGCAGCGGCGCCUGCUGAAGGAGCACCUGCAGCUCCACCUGCGGCAUCAGCACCGGCAGAAGGAGCUCCACCUGCGCCCGCUCCUGAAGCCGCCCCUGCGCCCGCACCUGCUGAAGCCCCGGCGCCAGCUCCAGCUCCUGAACCGGCGGCAGCACCGCCACCAGUUGAAGCGUCCGCGUAAACGAUGCAGCUCAUGUCAUUGCAAGUACUACGCUCGCAGCACUGUCACGGGUGUCAUCUAUCACCGUGCAACAUCAUUAUGAUUAGAACUAAGUAUUUUUCUACCAUUCAUCAUACAUUUGUACAUUUUGUAU